AUGGAGCUGGUGCAGAAGGAGCACGACCGGCUUUCCAAGAAGAUCAAGGCCGGUCAAGGAAUUAAGAACGUGCAGUCUACCAUAGAUUUACUUCAGUCGGCACGAGAUGCAAUUGCUGCAGAUCCCAGUCAAGCAUCCAUUACACUGGCUAAGCUCCAGAAUCCCGUCAAAUCGUCUUUUGAUUCCAUCAACGAUAGUCUAAAAGAAACACACAGUGGUCUCAACAAAUACUCCAAAUCGUUAGAUAAGUUGUUCAAAGAUCGACCUUUGCCGAGCACCGAGCAUGAUGUCCUUUCGUCCCAAGAACACCUUAUCAACAGGGCCAUCGCCAUGCACCUUCUCCGAGAAGGACAGUUUUCCGUUGCGUCGGAGUUCCUGAACGAAAUGGCACAAAAGAAAGCGAUGAAAAAGCAGCAAGAAGGAGAUAUAGAGGCUAUAGACAAUGCGGCCUCGCUCUUAGAUCUCGAUGAAGUUCCGCCGGGUGAGGUGCGGCAACAGUUCCACACCAUGUACCACAUCCUUCAUGAGCUGAAGGAAAACAACAACCUGCUGCCGGCAAUACAGUGGUCCAGGGAGAAUAAGGAGGCCUUGGAAGCGAGAGGUAGUAACCUUGAGUUCGAAUUGUGCAGGCUGCAAUUCGUCUGGCUUUUCUACGGCGGACAGCAUCAGCAAGGACCCAGUCCGGGUGGACGGCAGGCAGCUUUGGAAUAUGGCAGGCGUGAAUUCCACACGUUCUUGCCCAGGUAUCUGCGCGAGGUCCAACAGCUCAUGGGUGCCAUGGCAUUUUGCCCCAAUCUGCGAGACUCCCCGUACAAUCAUAUCUUCAAUAACCCGUCGGCAUGGUCCGAUGUGGCACACUCAUUCACGCGAGAGUUUUGCUCGCUCCUCGGCUUGUCGGCCGAUUCGCCCCUAUAUGUUGCUGCUACGGCUGGUGCGAUAGCGUUGCCGACACUGUUGAAGUUGCAGACUAUCAUGAAAGCCAAACGCACCGAGUGGACCACGGAGAAUGAGCUCCCGGUUGAGAUUCCGCUACCGCCGUCAUAUCUCUUCCAUUCUAUUUUUGGUCAGUUCAGCGGAUAUAGCGGAUCACAAGUGCAGGCACAUCUCCACACCGCAAUGGGCGUCGGUUACACAAUUUGCAAGCAGGCGUUAUGUGACUGGCCGUCUCCAGGAGAUGCAAUCGGAUCACUGCAUGCGAAGCUAAGUGUCUUGAAGGUGUCUUUGUGUAAUUCCAGAAAGCAGCGGCUGUUGAUGCAACCUGUCUACACCCGAACCAGGCACGGCGCUACCCUCACUUGGAUGCAUCGAGUCUCUGCGCCGAUCGCGGGUGUGGACGGAACGAAGCAUGCCGGGCUGAUUCGCUCUGGCGCCUUUAAGUCUCCACCUCCCAAUUUCCCUCCUUGA
Aspergillus niger is the source of this 1404-nucleotide messenger RNA. RefSeq lists its product as uncharacterized. The transcript is spliced from 7 exons. Lineage: Eukaryota; Fungi; Ascomycota; Eurotiomycetes; Eurotiales; Aspergillaceae. Gene Ontology annotation, molecular function: ubiquitin-protein transferase activity. The record is from RefSeq and is a predicted model, not a curated record. Bases 1 to 1404 code for a protein of 467 amino acids. Gene Ontology annotation, cellular component: GID complex; nucleus; cytoplasm. Gene Ontology annotation, biological process: proteasome-mediated ubiquitin-dependent protein catabolic process.